UGCAUUCAAACCAAACAUCUAUGUUGCUCCUACUUUAGCUCCACCAAUACCACCUUUCACCAAUAUCAAAACAAAAACACAAGACAUUGGUCCCACUACCGCUCAAUCAAAAGCUUCUUUUCCUCUUUACUUUCUUUUAAUCCACUUGUUAAUUUAUUUAAAGACACUACCAUCUUCAUCUUUCACAUUCCAUCUUUCUAUACUAUUACUUCAUUGGUUUUUCAUCAAAACACUUUCAACAAACAUGCUUGCCCUCCCACCUCCACCUGCAACUCUGCCUCCACCUCCACCCCAAAAGCAAACAAUUCCAGUAUCUCUCGAUCAAAUUGUUAUAUCAAAACAAAACGAGAAUCAACCAAACCAAUCAAAACAAGCUGAGAAUAAACAAAUCCCGUCAAAACAAGCCGAGUAUCAACAAAACCGAGCACCAAAUACACAAAAAUCAGUCAUCAGAAAAUCAAGAAACCCAUCAACACUACUGGAACCUCGGCCUCGCCGGACCAACCCAAUUAUAUGGUGUAGUGCAAUUCUGUGUCUCAUAUUUUGCCUUAUUCUCAUCUUCUUUGGAGUAGCAACUUUGAUCACCUUCCUUGUCAUUAAACCACGAUACCCGUUAUUUGACAUACCUAAUGCAAACCUCAACGCUAUCUACUUCGACUCACCAGAGUAUUUCAAUGGCUAAUAGCUACUCAAGCUAUAGAGCCUUUUACUCAAAGAAGAGGGGAGAAGAGGUUGGAAGCAGUUCACUUCAUAUCCAGCUUGGUUUUUUUGCCCCAGAAUCUUGCUGUGGAACUUCAAAAGCAGGUACAGAGCAACAAGG
Quercus robur (English oak) is the source of this 820-nucleotide messenger RNA. RefSeq lists its product as uncharacterized. The transcript is spliced from 2 exons. The record is from RefSeq and is a predicted model, not a curated record. Bases 245 to 682 code for a protein of 145 amino acids. NCBI's taxonomy places the organism in Eukaryota, Viridiplantae, Streptophyta, Magnoliopsida, Fagales, Fagaceae.